CGCUCUGCUCGCUGCCAAGUCCGUUUCCAAGUGGUGAUCGAUUCAGUUCUGCUUCCCGAGCUGAGCUGAGCAGAGUCAGAAGAUUUACUGUAGGUUUUUGAUUGAGGUGCCCGUCCGUCCGUGUGUAGAAAGAAGAAGUAGAGAUUUGAUUCGGUAGUGAAACGGAGGCACGAGAGUAUUGUUGAACAACUGCUAGACAAAAUGUUCCACCUGAAAACAAUUGCCAAGAGUGCGGCCCUCAAGCAGGAGGUGUCCACGCUGGUCAAGGCGGCCACCGCUGCCGGCGUGCAGCAGCGCCCCUACUCCCAGCACCAGAUUCCGGAGCGCCUGAAGGAUGUCGGCACUGCCGCCAGCCCCCGCUUCUUCGACAUGGUCGAGUACUUCUUCCACCGGGCCGCCCAGAUCUGCGAGGAGAAGAUGGUCGAGGACAUGAAGGGACGCAUCUCGCUAGAGGAGAAGCGCAAGCGGGUCAAGGGUAUCCUGAUGCUGAUCCAGCCCUGCGACCACAUCAUCGAGAUUGCCUUCCCGCUGCGCAGAGAUUCGGGCGAUUACGAGAUGAUCACCGGUUACCGCGCCCAGCACUGCACCCACCGUACGCCGACCAAAGGAGGUAUCCGUUUCUCGCUCGAUGUGUCGCGUGAUGAGGUGAAAGCCUUGUCGGCUCUGAUGACCUUCAAGUGUGCCUGCGUGGAUGUGCCAUUCGGUGGUGCCAAGGCCGGAGUGAAGAUCGACCCCAAGCAGUAUUCCGAGCAUGAGUUGGAGAAAAUUACCCGCCGGUUCGCACUGGAACUGGCAAAGAAGGGCUUCAUUGGGCCGGGUAUUGAUGUGCCCGCUCCCGAUAUGGGAACUGGCGAACGUGAAAUGUCUUGGAUCGCCGACACCUACGCCAAGACCAUCGGUCAUCUGGACAUCAACGCGCACGCUUGCGUUACGGGUAAACCAAUCAACCAGGGUGGCAUCCACGGACGUGUGUCCGCCACCGGGCGCGGUGUCUUCCACGGUCUGGACAACUUCAUCAAGGAGGCUAACUACAUGGCCAUGAUCGGUACUACCCCCGGCUGGGGCGGUAAGUCCUUCAUCGUGCAAGGUUUCGGUAAUGUCGGUUUGCACUCGUGCCGUUACUUGUGCCGCGCUGGAGCCACGUGCAUCGGUAUCAUUGAACACGACGGAUCUAUCUUCAACCCACAGGGUAUUGACCCCAAGGCUCUAGAAGACUACAAAAACGAACAUGGAACCAUUGUUGGAUUCCCUGGUGCUACUCCGUACGAAGGUGAGAACCUCAUGUACGAGCCAUGCGACAUCUUCAUUCCGGCUGCCAUCGAGCAGGUCAUCACUAGCGAAAACGCUGGCAAAAUCAACGCCAAAAUCAUCGCCGAGGCUGCCAACGGUCCGACCACCCCAGCCGCCGACAAGAUCCUAAUCGAUCGCAACAUUCUGGUCAUCCCAGAUCUGUACAUCAACGCCGGUGGUGUGACCGUUUCGUUCUUCGAGUGGCUCAAGAAUCUGAACCACGUCUCGUACGGCCGUCUGACGUUCAAGUACGAGCGCGAGUCGAACUACCACCUGCUCGCCUCUAUCCAGGAAUCAAUUGAAAGAUAUGUCAAUGAGGACCAAUCGGUGCAAGCUUCGCUAGAAAGACGCUUCGGAAACGUGGGCGGUAAGAUUCCGGUCACCCCUUCGGAAGCUUUCCAGAAGCGCAUUUCCGGUGCCUCGGAGAAGGACAUCGUGCACUCCGGUCUGGACUACACCAUGGAGCGUUCCGCUCGUGCCAUCAUGAAGACCGCCAUGAAGUACAACCUCGGUCUGGAUCUGCGUUCCGCUGCCUACGUCAACUCCAUCGAGAAGAUCUUCCAAACCUACAGAGACGCCGGCCUUGCCUUCUAAUAGAAUGAACGCCAAGCGUGCAAAAAAUCCUCGCAGGCAAGGUACGAAGAUUGUGGUGGUUUCCAACCAGAUGCGGACUACAUAGACAAAGCUGAACAAGCGGAACGAUCCCGAAAACCCCUACCAACGCAAAUCGAGAGCUGCCACAAUCGGAUAUUUCUACACGUUACUUAAAACUAAAUCUAUUCGCGAGUAAGUCUAAAGUAUCACGUCUCAAAUUGAGCCAGUUAAUGCGGAACCACAAUGAUAGUUAUUGUAGGCAACCUGUUCAUGCUUUUGCAAGGUGUGACUCUAAUUAAGUUAGUCCAUAUUUUCGUUAAUGUUUGUGCUAUUCUCCAAACAACCCCUCAUACCGACAGUUUGUUCUCACAUUAUCAUAGGUGCUUUAUGGUGAGAUAACGUAUUUUGUUCACCCACAUUAAAUGUCCCCAAAGUGUUACAUUCGAUGUAAGUCAGUCCUUACCCUUAAAAAUUUAGCAAUUCUAUUGAAUAGUGUAUGUUUCAAAGUUUUUCCCCACUUUUUACACUUUUACACCCAAGUACUCAAAUGAACAUACACACGACUACCAGCUAGCAUGAUAGUAGUAUGUACUUAUACGGAAUAUAAUACUUAUACCACUUUUGCAAUUAUUAGUAAAUGUGAAACCACGUGUUGUAUGUGUCGCAAAAUACACAUGAAAGGAAGCAAGGUGCCCGACGAAUGUGACGAUUAUCUUGAUUACGAUUUUAAUUGUUCAGCACUAUUAUGUUAGCAGUUGACACUCAGCACAGCUUGGCUAUCGGCAGGAUGACAAUGGUUUGGGAUAAACACAAAUCAUACAUCAGAAUGCUUGCUAAGUUUACGAACCGAACCUAAGACACGCAGUCCAGAAAGCAAUUACGUAUGAGGAAGUCGAGCAAUUUGAAGCACUUUAAAAUAAAUAUUGUGAACCAAAAGUCAA
Messenger RNA from Armigeres subalbatus, 2825 nucleotides. It is a transcript of the gene Gdh, whose product is annotated as glutamate dehydrogenase, mitochondrial. Gene Ontology annotation, molecular function: L-glutamate dehydrogenase (NAD+) activity. The record is from RefSeq and is a predicted model, not a curated record. Lineage: Eukaryota; Metazoa; Arthropoda; Insecta; Diptera; Culicidae. Bases 202 to 1884 code for a protein of 560 amino acids. The transcript is spliced from 8 exons. Gene Ontology annotation, biological process: L-glutamate catabolic process. Gene Ontology annotation, cellular component: mitochondrion.